Malaclemys terrapin pileata is the source of this 3521-nucleotide messenger RNA. It is a transcript of the gene DPF3, whose product is annotated as double PHD fingers 3. Bases 1 to 1137 code for a protein of 378 amino acids. Gene Ontology annotation, biological process: nervous system development. The transcript is spliced from 11 exons. Gene Ontology annotation, cellular component: nBAF complex. NCBI's taxonomy places the organism in Eukaryota, Metazoa, Chordata, Testudines, Emydidae. The record is from RefSeq and is a predicted model, not a curated record.
AUGGCGACUGUCAUUCACAACCCCCUGAAAGCACUUGGAGACCAGUUCUACAAAGAAGCCAUCGAGCACUGCCGCAGCUACAACUCCCGGCUGUGCGCCGAGCGCAGCGUCCGCCUCCCCUUCCUGGAUUCGCAGACUGGGGUAGCUCAGAACAACUGCUACAUCUGGAUGGAGAAGAGGCAUCGGGGACCAGGACUGGCCCCAGGUCAGCUGUACACAUAUCCUGCUCGCUGCUGGCGCAAAAAGAGACGCUUACAUCCUCCUGAGGACUCCAGGCUGAAGCUUCUGGAAAUUAAACCUGAAGUUGAUCUGCCUUUGAAGAAGGAUGGGUUCACAUCAGAGGGAACCACACUGGAAGCCUUGCUGCGCGGGGAAGGGAUUGAGAAAAAAGUGGAUACUAAAGAGGAAGACACUAUACAGGAAAUCCAGAGAGUUUUGGAAAAUGAUGAAAAUGCUGAUGAAGUGAAUGAGGAAGAGGAAUUAGAAGAAGAUAUUCCAAAAAGAAAGAACAGGCCCAGAGGACGGGCUCGGGGAUCUGGAGGUGGGAGGAGAAGGAACGAUGCUGCCUCCCAGGAUGACCAUGACAAACCUUACGUUUGUGACAUCUGUGGCAAACGUUAUAAGAACAGACCUGGACUGAGCUACCAUUAUGCUCACACUCACCUUGCCAGCGAAGAGGGGGAUGAAGCCCAAGAGCAGGAGACACGCUCCCCACCCGUCCACAGAAACGAGAACCACAAACCCCAGAAAGGACCAGACGGGGCUAUCAUUCCCAACAACUACUGUGACUUCUGCCUUGGAGGCUCCAGUAUGAACAAAAAAAGUGGCUGUCCAGAGGAGCUUGUGUCAUGCUCAGACUGUGGACGCUCGGGACACCCUACCUGCCUGCAAUUCACCACAAACAUGACGGAGGCCGUAAAAACCUAUAAGUGGCAAUGCAUUGAGUGCAAAUCCUGCAGCCUUUGCGGGACCUCUGAAAAUGAUGACCAGCUGCUCUUCUGUGAUGACUGCGACCGUGGCUAUCACAUGUAUUGCUUAAACCCACCAGUGUCUGAACCUCCAGAAGGGAGCUGGAGUUGUCAUUUGUGCCGGGAACUACUCAGAGAGAGAGCAUCAGCUUUUGGCUUUCAAGCCUAAGGAGCUCCAGGGGUCAAGAUGCAAUUUGCUUCUGGAGUUGUGGUACCAGCGCACAGUUCCCAUCCAGAACACAGACACACACAUGCGCGCACACACACACACAAACGCAUCGAAGAGAAUGGACACUCAAGUAUAAGAAGAGAUAACAAUGGUAUUUAUUGUCAAAGAGUAAGAUUUCACUAAUAUAGUAACUCCUGGGUUCUACUAGAAGAAACAUGUUCUCCUUUUAAUUCUCCAAAUGGAAUCUCUUCACUGCUGUGCAUGGUUGAUGCUGUAUUGUAAUAGGCUCACAUGCACUAUGUUAAGGGGGAAAUUGUUAUACUGAUACCAAGGAGUCAAUUUUGUGUGGCCUUGUGCUUUUUUGUUUGAUCUUCUUUGUAAAGAAAGAAAUAGCAACAUAGUUCCCAAAGCACUACUGAUGAUAUGCUUUGGUUGGGAUGUUGGGAAUUGUUACCCCUCACAGGCUUGACUGAAAACCACUUUACUGCAACACUGUGUAGAUCUAGAGAGGCUUUGAAGGUUGUGGUAGCUCCGUUCUUCCUGAGUCGUGAAUAACACGAGCAUAUUGCCACUGAGACAGGAACUAAUCUAAAAUUCCUUGGGUGACCGUUUCUUUGCUGAAUCAUCAAACCCUUUGAUUUUACUGAUAUUAGAUAUUUGCUUUUACUGUAAAUGAAAGAAGAAUGGAAUAUAUAUAUAGACUCAGAGACACCUACUCCACACCUUCCAGCUUUUUUUAAUGUUCAGGGAGACCAUCUUAAAGUGGCGCUGUUAUAUAGUUCAGAUCCAAAAGCCUGUUUUUUAUUUAAAAAGAGGUGAGGAGUAAUGGUUUACAGGACCUGAAAAGAAAGAUUGUCAUGGUGGUUUUAAAAUUUAAAUAAAAAUAGCUUUCCUUUAUUUAAACAGUCCCCUGCUGUGUAGCACACCCAAACAAAACAGCAUUGAGCUCAUGUAUCAGAACCAGGAAGCGUCACUGUAAUUCACUGUCCAAACUAAAUGAAAUGGAGAAAAGUGAACAACAAGAAAACAAAAGCAUCAAUGGAGAAUAAGUGGUUUUUUUUUUAAACAAUCUUCUUCAUUUCAGUAAUCUAAGGGGUCAAACCCGUAAGGACUAUUUUUAAAAAAUAUGAUUUUUAAGGUUGCAAAUAUGCUACUCCUGAUUCUACCAAGUAUACAAGAAUUGUCCUAUCUUGGGUGUGAUAUAAAAUAUGUUUAUAAACAUAUUUAAAAGCUUGCAUGAGAGGAGGAAUGUAAUAUAGGUUGAUGAAUCCCAAUCAGCACGAGUGACUCAGGAUGCCUAUGCAAGGUGGUAAGGACACUAAGAUUGCAUUUGGGAUAUACAUAUUAAUUAAAGCCUCUCUGCAAAAUUAUUCACCCUGAGGAUUUAAAUUGACAUUGUCAAAAUAAAUGUAAUUUAGUUUAAAAAAGGUCCUUCCCUGAGUUACUAAUAACACCUCAGACUAUUAAAUUUAAAUGAACUGUAUAAAUUUAAUUUACUUUUAAUUUUUUAUGUGGUUUGCUUAGCUUUUUCUCUUCUUUCAGCUUGAACACAGAAACCAGUCUGGUCAGUUUCUCAGUCUUGUUCUCGUGAACUCACACACAGUGCAGUUGUGUGUGAGUUCACAAAACUGCUCUAGAAUUGUUUCAAUCCCACAAAAACUGUUUUCUUUAAAUUCCAAGGUGGUUCCUGAGCACUUUAUUUCUAGCCCUAUUGCACCAAAUCUACCCCUCGUGCAGCUCUAUUUUCUUCCCCUGGGAUUAAUUUCAUCCAUUAGUAGGGGACAAUGCCCAAAUUUAGCAUCCCCAAACUACUAGAUAGUGUCAGUUGAAAGGUGUGCAAAAAUCGUCUCUCUGUGUCACGCAUUGGGAGGGGAAGAUAGGAGCUUAAAUUUCUACUACAGGCCUACAUUAUACAAUCCUAGACCAUCAAAUAGGAUUUGUGUCCACACAGCUACAAUAAGAUGAUUUACAUACUGUUUAAACAAAACUAUUUUAAAACUUUAAAUGACCAACUUUCUUUCAACCUCAUCGGGCAACAUGCUGAAGCACUUCAAAUUAUUCAUCCCCAUUGUCUCAUCCAAAUCUCUGAGCGGCCAUCGCCUUUCUUUUCAGCUCCCUCCCAUCUGUUAGAAUCCCCUUAGGAAGAGCUAAGGGAGUCUGUCACAUUUCCUCAACGCUCCCAUGCACGUUGCCUUCUUAGCUUCCCCUGGCAGAUAUUCUGGAUCCAAAACUAGAGACUGAGUAGGAUACAAGACGCUAGAGAUGCCCAAACCUUUUGGUGCAGAAAGCUUCACUGGCAGCUUGCGAGGAGCUGGAUGGCCACAGCUUAUUUGCACACAUAUUUGCAUACAUUUGUUAAUCAAAAUAAAUUGCCAUGACUUUCA